Molecule: messenger RNA, 666 nt
Organism: Vigna unguiculata (cowpea)
Lineage: Eukaryota; Viridiplantae; Streptophyta; Magnoliopsida; Fabales; Fabaceae
Source: RefSeq, a predicted model, not a curated record
AUGUCGAUGGAGGACUUUAUGAGACAUAAGCCCUCAAAAUUUGCGGGCAAAUCUUCUCUAGAUGAAGCCGAUGCUUGGCUUAAAGAGUGUGAGAAAAUCUGUCGGGUGAUCGAUUGCACAAAUGCUCAAAGGCUUUCAUUUGUCUCUUUCCUGCUGGUAGCUGACGCAAAGUACUGGUGGACAGGCAUGCAACAGCUUAUGCAGACCCGGGGCGAGGAGGUUACCUGGACUUCAUUCAGGGAGAGAUUUCUGGAAAAAUAUUUUCCAGCCAGUGCCAGACAUGAGAGAGAGGCGAAAUUCCUCACAUUCCAGCAGGGGAACCUGACUGUGCAGGCAUACACAGACAUGUUUGAGUAUUUGGCCAGGUUCUACACGCCUACUGUUAUCGAGGAGUGGAGAUGCCGAAAAUAUGAGGGCGGGCUGAAACACGAGCUGUGCCGCUUUAUUGUAUCUCUCCGGAUCAGGGAGUUCCCAGUCUUGGUGGAGCAGACCAAGGCUGUGGAGCAGCUGGAGAUAGGGCCCAACAAAGGGCCUCGACCUCAGAAGACUACCUCUGAUUCACGGCAACAGAAGAAGCCGUAUGAUAGGACACAAAGUUCGGCUAAGAAACUACAGUGCUACAACUGUGGUGGGGAGCAUUAUCGGAGGGAUUGUCCAAAACCCUAA